GCGCUGCCAAGAACCAACUCGCGGCAGGACUUGGAUCUUCCUAGGCACCGAGAGGUCCCCAACCUGGGCUGGAAGCUUGCCCUGCACAGGACUGGUGGCAUCCCAUGUGAAAAGCAGGAAAUAAAAUGAAGAUUUUUCAGUGCAGGAUGCAGUACUGGCUGUUUCCGGCUUUUUUGGCAAUUGCUUACUUUUGUACCAUUGUCCAGGGUCAAGUGGCUCCACCCACACGGUUAAGAUAUAAUGUAUUAUCUCAUGACAGUAUACAGAUUUCAUGGAAGGCUCCCAGAGGGAAAUUUGGUGGAUACAAACUUCUUGUGUCCCCAGCUUCAGGUGGAAAAACCAAUCAAUUGAAUCUUCAGAACACUGCGACUAAAGCAAUUAUUCAAGGUCUUAUGCCAGACCAGAAUUACACAGUUCAAAUUAUUGCAUACAAUAAAGACAAAGAAAGCAAGCCAGCCCAAGGUCAAUUCAGAAUUAAAGAUUUGGAAAAAAGAAAGGAUCCAAAACCCAGAGUCAAGGUGGACAAAGUAAAUGGUAGUAAACCAUCUGUACCAGAAGAAGUGAAAUUUUUCUGUGAAACUCCAGCCAUUGCUGAUAUUGUAAUCCUGGUUGAUGGUUCAUGGAGUAUUGGAAGAUUCAACUUCAGGCUGGUUCGGCUUUUCUUGGAAAACCUGGUUACAGCAUUUGAUGUGGGCUCAGAGAAGACUCGAAUUGGUCUUGCACAGUAUAGCGGUGACCCCAGAAUAGAAUGGCACUUGAAUGCCUUUAGCACAAAAGAUGAGGUGAUCGAAGCUGUCCGAAAUCUACCGUACAAGGGAGGAAAUACGUUGACAGGUCUUGCUUUGAACUACAUUUUUGAAAAUAGCUUUAAGCCAGAAGCAGGAGCAAGGACUGGAGUAUCCAAAAUUGGCAUUUUAAUCACAGACGGGAAGUCCCAGGAUGAUGUUAUUCCACCAUCCAGAAACCUUCGUGAGUCGGGUGUGGAACUGUUUGCCAUAGGGGUGAAGAACGCGGACGAGAACGAGCUGCAGGAGAUCGCCUCGGAACCGGACAGCACUCACGUGUACAACGUCGCCGAGUUUGACCUGAUGCACACGGUGGUGGAGAGCCUGACGCGGACCGUGUGCCUCCGCGUGGAGGAGCAGGACCGCGAGAUCAAAGCUUUAGCCCUUGCUACCAUUGGGCCGCCUACAGAGCUGAUUACUUCUGAAGUCACUGCCAGAAGCUUUAUGGUCAACUGGACUCACGCCCCAGGGAAGGUGGAAAAAUACAGAGUCGUGUAUUAUCCUACCAGGGGUGGAAAACCAAACGAGGUGGUGGUGGAUGGAAGUGUAAAUUCCACGGUGUUGAAAAACUUGAUGUCGUUCACUGAGUAUCAGGUAGCAGUCUUUGCAGUAUAUCCUCACACUGCUAGUGAAGGCCUACGGGGAACUGAAACCACACUUGCUUUACCCAUGGCUUCCAACCUUGAACUAUACGAUGUGACUGAGAACAGUCUGCGGGCAAAGUGGAACGCAGUGGCUGGAGCUUCGGGCUACCUGGUUCUCUACGCUCCGCUCACAGAGGGUCUGGCUGGGGAUGAGAAAGAGAUGAAAAUUGGACAGACCCACACGGAUAUUGAGCUGAGUGGGCUAUUGCCCAAUACGGAGUACACAGUGACAGUUUAUGCUAUGUUUGGAGAAGAGGCCAGCGAUCCUGUUUCAGGACAAGAAACAACAUUGCCCUUAAGUCCACCAAGAAACCUGAGAAUCUCCAAUGUUGGCUCUAACAGUGCUCGGUUAGCCUGGGACCCAACUUCAAGAAAGGUCAUUGGUUAUAAAAUUGUAUAUAACAACGCAGAUGGGACUGAAAUCAAUGAGGUUGAAGUCGACCCUAUCACUACAUUCCCGCUGAAGGGCCUGACACCCCUCACGGAGUAUACCAUUGCCAUCUCCUCCAUGUAUGAGGAAGGGCAGUCAGAGCCUCUGACUGGAAUGUUCACCACAGAGGAAGUUCCAGCCCAGCAAUACUUGGAAAUCGAUGAAGUGACAACAGAUGGCUUCAGAGUGACCUGGCAUCCCAUCUCGGCGGAUGAAGGGCAGCACAAGCUGAUGUGGAUCCCAGUCUAUGGUGGGAAGACCGAGGAAGUCAUCCUAAAAGAAGACCAAGACUCCCAUGUUAUUAAGGGCCUGGAUCCUGGCACUGAAUAUGAAGUUUCACUGUUGGCUGUACUGGAUGAUGGGAGCGAGAGUGAGGUGGUAACAGCUGUUGGGACCACACUUGACAGUGUUUGGACAGAACCACCUACAACCAUAGUACCUACCAGGCCUGUGACGUCAGUUUUCCGGACAGGAAUCAGAAACCUGGUUGUAGAUGAUGAAACCACUUCUAGCCUGCGGGUAAAAUGGGACAUUUCAGACAGCAGCGUGCAGCAGUUCAAGGUGACCUACCUGACUGCUCAAGGAGACCCUGAGGAAGAAGUGGUCAUGGUGCCUGGAAGCCAGAACAAUGUCAUUCUGAAACCUCUGCUUUCCGAUACCGAAUACAAAGUCACAGUGACUCCCAUCUACGAUGACGGAGAGGGUGUCAGCGUCUCAGCCCCUGGAAAAACCCUGCCACCCUCUGGUCCCCAGAACUUACGGGUCUCAGAAGAAUGGUAUAACAGAUUGCGUAUUACAUGGGAUCCCCCAUCUUCUCCUGUAAAGGGCUAUAGGAUUGUCUACAAACCUGUUAGUGUUGCUGGCCCGACCCUGGAAACUUUCGUGGGAGCUAACAUUAACACCAUUCUCAUCACAAACCUCCUCAGCGGAAUGGACUACAAUGUGAAGAUCUUUGCCUCCCAGGCCUCAGGCUUCAGCGAUGCCCUGACAGGCGUGGUGAAAACUCUGUUUUUGGGUGUGACCAAUCUUCAGGCAGACCAGAUUCAAAUGACCAGCUUGUGUGCUCAGUGGCAGGUACACCGUCACGCCACUGCCUACAGAAUAGUUAUAGAAUCUGUCCAGGAUGCACGACAGCAAGAAACUACUGUGGGUGGAGGGACAAGCAGGCAUUGCUUCUAUGGACUUCAGCCUGAUUCACGAUAUAAGAUCAGUGUUUACACAAGGGUUCAGGAGACUGAGGGACCCAGUGUGAGCAUCAUGGAGAAAACACAAUCGCCCCCCACUCAGCCACCUACUUUUCCUCCAACCAUUCCACCAGCAAAAGAAGUAUGUAAAACUGCCAAGGCAGACCUGGUGUUUAUGGUAGAUGGAUCCUGGAGUAUUGGAGAUGAAAAUUUCAACAAGAUCACUGACUUUCUGUAUAACACCGUUGGGGCCCUGAACAAGAUCGGUGCAGAUGGAACUCAAGUUGCAAUGGUUCAGUUUACUGAUGAUCCUAGAACAGAAUUUAAGCUAAACACUUACAAAACCAAAGAGACUCUUCUUGAUGCAAUUAAACAUGUUUCAUACAAAGGAGGAAAUACAAAAACAGGAAAAGCAAUUAAGUAUGUCCGAGACACCUUGUUUAAUUCAGAGUCAGGUAACAGAAGAGGCAUCCCCAAGGUCAUUGUAGUUAUAACUGAUGGACGAUCACAAGAUGAUGUGAACAAAAUCUCCAUGGAGAUGCAAUCAGAAGGCUACAGCAUUUUUGCAAUUGGUGUGGCUGAUGCAGAUUACUCAGAGUUGGUUAGCAUUGGCAGCAAGCCCAGUGCACGGCAUGUCUUCUUUGUGGAUGACUUUGACGCCUUCAAGAAAAUUGAGGAUGAGUUGAUUACUUUUGUCUGUGAAACUGCAUCAGCAACCUGCCCACUGUUGUACAAGGAUGGCAUUGAUCUUGCAGGAUUUAAGAUGAUGGAAAUGUUUGGUUUGGUUGAAAAGGAUUUUUCAUCGGUGGAAGGGGUUUCUAUGGAGCCUGGAACCUUCAAUGUGUAUCCUUGUUACCGACUUCAUCAAGACGCUCUGGUUUCCCAGCCAACCAGGCACUUGCAUCCAGAAGGAUUGCCCUCUGAUUACACAAUCAGUUUUCUAUUCCGGAUUCUCCCUGACACUCCAGAGGAGCCAUUUGCUCUUUGGGAGAUUUUAAAUAAAAAUUCAGACCCAUUGGUUGGAGUUAUUUUAGAUAAUGGUGGGAAAACCCUAACAUAUUUCAACUAUGACUACAGUGGAGAUUUUCAAACUGUUACUUUUGAAGGACCUGAAAUUAGGAAAAUUUUCUAUGGAAGCUUUCAUAAGCUACACAUUGUUGUCAACAAAACCGUGGCCAAAGUAGUUAUUGACUGCAAGCAAGUGGGUGAGAAGGCAAUCAACGAAUCAGCUAAUAUCACGGUGGAUGGCGUUGAAGUCCUAGGAAGAAUGGUGAGGUCAAGAGGACCAAACGGAAACUCCGCCCCGUUCCAGUUACAGAUGUUUGACAUUGUUUGCUCCACAUCGUGGGCCAGUAAAGACAAAUGCUGUGAAUUACCAGGCCUGAGGGAUGAGGAAACCUGCCCAGACCUUCCACACUCCUGCUCCUGUUCUGAAACCAGCAAAAGCGCUCUGGGACCCGCAGGCCCACCAGGUGGUCCAGGACUCAGAGGACCAAAGGGCCAACGAGGUGAACAGGGUCCAAAGGGACCAGAUGGCCCUCGGGGUGAAACUGGCCCUCCAGGACCUCAGGGUCCCCCUGGACCACAAGGACCAAGUGGUCUGUCUAUUCAAGGAAUGCCUGGAAUGCCAGGAGAGAAAGGAGAGAAAGGAGAGACUGGCUCACCUGGUCCACAGGGCAUCCCAGGAGGCGUUGGUUCACCAGGACGUGAUGGCUCUCCAGGCCAGAGGGGCUUUCCUGGAAAGGAUGGGGCCUCUGGCCCUCCAGGACCACCAGGACCAAUUGGCAUCCCCGGAGCCCCCGGAGUUCCAGGGAUCACAGGAAGCAUGGGACCCCAAGGUGCCCUGGGACCACCCGGUGUUCCUGGAGCAAAGGGAGAGCGGGGAGAACGAGGCGACCUGCAGUCUCAAGCCAUGGUGAGAGCGGUGGCGCGUCAGGUGUGCGAACAGCUCAUCCAGAGUCACAUGGCCAGGUACACAGCCAUCCUCAACCAGAUUCCCAGCCACUCCUCAUCAGUCCGGACUGUCCAAGGGCCUCCUGGGGAGCCGGGGAGACCCGGCCCUCCUGGAACCCCUGGUGAACAAGGACCCCCAGGUACCCCAGGCUUCCCAGGAAAUGCAGGUGUGCCAGGGACCCCCGGAGAACGAGGUUUAACUGGCAUCAAGGGAGAAAAAGGAAAUCCAGGCAUUGGAAGCCAAGGCCCAAGAGGACCCCCUGGGCCAGCAGGACCUGCUGGGGAGAGCCGGCCAGGAAGUCCGGGGCCCCCUGGCUCCCCUGGACCCCGGGGUCCGCCAGGUCACCUGGGGGUGCCUGGACCACAAGGCCCUUCUGGCCAGCCUGGAUACUGCGACCCCUCUUCGUGUUCUGCCUACGGGGUGGGAGCUCCCCAUCCUGACCAGCCGGAAUUCACUCCUGUCCAAGACGAGCUGGAAGCCAUGGAACUGUGGGGCUCUGGGAUCUGA
Pteronotus mesoamericanus is the source of this 5504-nucleotide messenger RNA. RefSeq names its product collagen type XIV alpha 1 chain (gene COL14A1). The record is from RefSeq and is a predicted model, not a curated record. The transcript has 48 exons. Gene Ontology annotation, cellular component: interstitial matrix. Gene Ontology annotation, molecular function: protein binding. Bases 126 to 5504 code for a protein of 1792 amino acids. NCBI's taxonomy places the organism in Eukaryota, Metazoa, Chordata, Mammalia, Chiroptera, Mormoopidae.